GGUAGUGCUGAGUUCUUCUUGUGUCGAGCUCAAUUAAAAUUGCAUGUUCGCAGGCCUAUCAACUAAAUGGUACCCCACGGAAGCAGUAGGCUUUUUAAAACGUACCACUAUAACUUACCUAGGUAGGUACCUAGCUAAGAGGCGUGUGCUAACAGAAAUCACAAGGGGCAUAUAGGGAGUAUUAUGGGGAACUCAUAGGGCUCCUGUUAUGAUAUCUUACGGUCUACCUUAAUUACGAAGCGAUGUUAGUAUGCUAUCCCAACACUAGCCAUAGACCCUAGGUGUUAAUCUCAUACUUAGAUACCUAGGCAUAGGUCGCCCACGCCUCUCACGUCCCCUGUAUACUUAACCAGCAGUUUUGGCAAUUCCUUAUCAACGAGUUCUAACCUCGAACUGAAGCCAGCCAAUUAUAUACGAUGUCAUGCUAUCGCCAACUCCGCUGCAGAAACCAGGAUGCUACAUCUCCAACUUGCUAUCUGUCCAAUAAUGGUGCCGCCUCAUACGGUUUGGUGGAUGGUCAGUGUUCUCCUUAGGUACUUACUCAGCUAUAUGUGCGAAUGAUAUCACUCUUUAACUUUACCCUCAAAGCCCCUCUUGCAACAAGUGCAAUUGACCUCUUUUCCUUACGAUACAAUACAUUGCCUAAUCGCAAUGGCUUCGACUUCUGAUUUCCCGAUUCUUGACUUUUCAAACUUCACAGCCGACUUCGAUUUGUUUUCCAGGGAACUGUACCUUGCAAGUAACAAAUGGGGCUUUUUCGUCUUGACCGGGACCGGAAUUCGCGGCGUGGAUGAAAUGUUUGACCUUUCUCGUCAAUUCUUCGAUUUGCCUCUAGAGCAGAAAGGGGAGAAAAUCAUGAACGAACAGGCAAUAGGAUAUGAUGGAAAAACUAAAACCACAUUUGCUGCUUCAGAAGGGAUGGCUUUUAGUCUACCAUCAGGGGGGAUUAUGGAGACCGAUCACUUACCAGCUUGGUGGGACCAAAGCAAGCGGAGGAAAAUCGAAGACUUCAAAUCGCAGUGCCAGGACCUGAAUCAUGCGCUUCUUUCGUGUUUUGCUGUCCAAUUAGGACUUGACAAGGACUACUUCCUCGCAAUGCAUGCUGAGAAGGCACCAGGCAAUACGUUGAAGCUUAUCAAGUACCCUCGCAUGGAACACAGACCUGGCGUCGAGAUCCCGCGUCUCUCUGAACAUACAGACUGGGGAAGUAUAACGUUGGUAUUUACCAAGCAAGGAGGCCUUGAGAUUCGCGACCCCAACAAUGAAUGGUGUCAGGUCCCCAUCGUCCCCGAUGGAAUUGUCGUGAACAUCGCGGAUGCGCUAUCCCUAUGGACUGGCAAGGAACUUAAGUCGACGAUGCAUAGAAUCACCUGGGAGAACCUUCCUAUAGAACAGGAGAGGUAUAGUAUGGCAUACUUCGUGAAUCCCAACCUCGAUGCACCUCUUUCGAACCCCAAGGACAGUGAGUCGCAGAAGAAUGGUAAUGGACUUACUUUCGGGGAUUACUACCAGAUCCGCUUGCGUUUAACGUACGGAUCACUCGAGGAUAGUGACUUUAAAGACGUCGAUCCAGAGGCGCUCUAUAUGGUCAAGACCUUAGGUGUUGCAGAUGCAGGUUAUUUGAAGACCAAUGCCAUUGCAGCUUGAUCAAUUCCAAGGGGAACCUAGGUAGGAAAGGGGGGGUUGGAGUAGAGUCGGGGGUGGUAUGAGUGCCUGAUCCACUGGUGUGCAGACCUUGUGAGAGUAUAGCAGAAAAGUGUAUCGAAUAAAGCCGCGCUUGCUGC
This is a messenger RNA of Hypoxylon trugodes, 1784 nucleotides long. RefSeq lists its product as uncharacterized. Gene Ontology annotation, molecular function: dioxygenase activity. NCBI's taxonomy places the organism in Eukaryota, Fungi, Ascomycota, Sordariomycetes, Xylariales, Hypoxylaceae. The record is from RefSeq and is a predicted model, not a curated record. The transcript is spliced from 4 exons. The coding region runs from base 652 to 1647 and encodes 331 amino acids.